GCAAGCGCGCGGCGUUGGCGCACGCGCAGAACCGCUCGGCCGCGUAGCUCCGGUUUUGCAAAAACGCCUUGCCAGAGCUUGAGCUACUUGGACAAUGUCGGAAAUGAACGAGCUGUCCGAGCUGUAUGAAGAGAGCAACGACCUGCAGAUGGACGUGAUGUCCGGCGAGGGUGACCUUCCGCAGAUGGAGGUAGGCAGCGGGAACCGGGAGCCGUCCCCGAACCCCUCCCGCAUCGGGGCUCCGCCACAGCUCGAGGAGGAAGGCCCCAUGGAGGAGGAGGCUGCCCAGCCAAUGGUGGAACCCCAGGGGGGACGAGGCCUGGCUCAGCGGCCCAGCCCUGGGGAGCAGCCAGGCCAGCUCGCGGGCCCUGACUUCGAGAGCGAGGACGAGGGCGAGGAAUUUGAUGACUGGGAGGACGACUAUGAUUAUCCCGAAGAGGAGCAGCUGAGCGGCGCAGGCUACAGAGUAUCCGCAGCCCUGGAAGAAGCCAACAAGAUGUUUCUGAGAACAUCCAGAGCAAGGGAAGCAGCCCUGGAUGGCGGGUUUCAAAUGCAUUAUGAGAAGACCCCGUUUGAUCAGUUGGCUUUUAUCGAAGAGCUUUUUUCCCUUAUGGUUGUCAAUCGCCUGACCGAAGAACUCGGCUGUGAUGAGAUUAUUGAUAGAGAGUAAUUAAAUGCUGUUAAAAGAGGAGGAAACUACUUGAGGAGAGACCCAGCAUUCCACUGCCUUUUGGGUUCAUUCCAGAUCGUACGGUGCCAAUGAAAAACUUGAUCCUCAAAAAAAAUUUUUUUUUGCGUGUGGUGGUGGUUUUGCAGAAUAUAACAGGGCAGUGACUGCACAGUUAUGAAAAGGAAUUGCUAAAGAAGAAGGAGAAGAAACGUCUUAGGACUGCGGAAAUCUGUUUUCAAAAUGCUCCUGAAACACCUGUGGCUUGGACUUUGUCAUUGAUCCAGAUUAUUUUCCUUGCAUUGGGGAAAAUAUCUUUCACAUUUCACUGUAAGGAAUGGUUUUGCAAGGAUAAGUUAAAGACAAGAGUUUCUUAUUUGCAAGAAUAAGACCCAAGACAAACAAGUACAAGACCCCAGUGAUAUUAAUUACAUAAGAAAAAGUAACUAAUACAUGCAAUUUAGGACUCAAGAUUUCUGAAUCAUUUGGACUGAAAGCCUACUGAGAGCCUCUUGAGAGAACUCUGAAGAUUCUACUUUGUGGUCUGUACAAGCUAGUGAUCAGAGGCUGAAUUUUUAGUGUAAAAUAAAUUGGGUAUUCUUCAGUAUCCCCAAAAGAUAAGCAAACCCCAAAAGAAAUAUGUGUCACGUAUGCUGUAUCUCAAAAUGUGUUUUCAAGAGCAUCUGAAAUUUUGUCUGUACAUGUAUCUUGAUCGUUUAUAAGGCUACUGUGAUCUAUAAUUCAAGGAAAUUCAUUGUCUUACCAUUUUUAAUUUCAAAAAUUAAAACAUCCAUAAUAAACAUCAAAUUUAGGCAUGAAAAUGUAUGUGAAAGAAAAACGAUUUCUAAUACUCCUACGUAAUAGAAAAAUUGUUUUACUUGCUCUCUGUUUUUUCAUUUAAUUUUACAGGUGAAAGACUUGGGUUGAACUUCAUAACGUAAGAACUGUUAAAGUGAAAAUGUCAAGUAAAAGGAAAGCCCUACAUCUAAAAAAAAAAAGACUGAGCAAUUAUGCCCUCAACCUUUAAAAGUUUUAAACCUGCCCAGAAAUCCACCUCAGUUUCUGAAGUUUUCCUCUGUCUCCUCCUCUAAUUAAGCUUGUUAUUGGUUAUGCACCAGCAUUCAAGAUAAUAAAAUUUCUUGUUCUGUGUA
This is a messenger RNA of Neogale vison (American mink), 1818 nucleotides long. RefSeq names its product EP300 interacting inhibitor of differentiation 1 (gene EID1). Gene Ontology annotation, molecular function: transcription corepressor activity. The record is from RefSeq and is a predicted model, not a curated record. Gene Ontology annotation, cellular component: nucleoplasm. Gene Ontology annotation, biological process: negative regulation of DNA-templated transcription. The transcript has a single exon. NCBI's taxonomy places the organism in Eukaryota, Metazoa, Chordata, Mammalia, Carnivora, Mustelidae. The coding region runs from base 95 to 670 and encodes 191 amino acids.